AUGCCUGGCCGCUGCUCACGCAUGCGUACUCUUACUGGUAAUAAUGGCGUCUCCGGAGCCUCAGCCUCGCUUCGGUCAAUCAGUUAAGGGCUUACUUUCAGAGAAAGUGAGCUGCUGCAGCGGCGAUGUGAUUGCCCUAACAAGGCAGGUGCUAAAGGGUUCCAGGAGUCAUGAGCUUCUUGGUCAAGCUGCUCGCAAUAUGGUGAUGCAGGAGGAUGCCAUACUGCAUUCUGAAGAUAGUUUAAGAAAAAUGGCAAUUAUCACAACCCAUCUUCAGUACCAGCAAGAAGCCAUUCAGAGAAAUGUUGAGCAUUCAAAAAACCUGCAGGACCAGUUGACACAUCUUUUGAAAUAGACUUAAAUGUGGAAAGUUUACAGAGUGACACAUCGAGCUGUCAGUGGUGGCUUAAUGUCUGGAAGGGGCACAACAUUCAAACAGGACAAGAUGAGUGUGUUAGAGCUUCCUGGGAAUAUAUUGCAUGUAUUCCAAAGAGCUGUGAAAAGAAGAUAAAAAUGGUUUAGGGGUCCAAAAUGUUCUGUCAAGUGGUAUCGUGACACCAGGAUGAAAAGAAUUUCCUUUAAUAUAAUGGAAUUAUAAUAGAUGUAUUUAAAUAAUGGUUGAUUCCUUCUGUUAUAUUUUAAGUUUUGGGUCAUUUUAAGGAUAUGGUAUAUUUUUUCCUUCCAGGUGAUAAUUAUCUCUUCUUCCAUAUCUGACAGAAGUCCUAAAAGCAUUUAUGCUUGAAAUAUGGAUUGGUGCAUUAUCCUAAAAACAGUUCAAAGACAAUAUUUGUUGUCCAGUUUUAUUAAAUUGUAAAAGGAACAUACUCUUUGAAAAUCUCUUUGAAAUGCUAGAUCAGGUUUGUAAUACUUAAACUUAACAGGACCCUUGCAUAACUGCUUGUGAAACAUUUGCAACCUCUCAUAAAAAUGUGUGCCGUUUUUGUCAUUCUCAGGCAUUAAUAAACAGGCACACUUUCUUAGCUUUGUGGUAUGUCCAUAGCUGGAAAGUGUUUGUUCCAGAUUAAUUUUAACAUGCAGGAUCUUUAGUGCUGGCAUCCCAUCCAUGUCCAGUUUCUAUCAGUAAGCUGAAUGUUAGACACCUCGAGACCCUUUAAUGGAUUAAUAGGAUAUGUAAAAUUAACGGAGGAAUCAAUAACUUACCAGUACAUUAUGUCAUACUCUUUAAAGAUUUGAGACUGUAUGUGUAUAUGCAGGCAUGUAUGCAUAUGUUGUAUUUAUAUAACAAAUAUUGAAAGCAUCUAAAAUUUUAUCCGUUAGUUUUAAGCAGAAGAAAUGUUAACAUUUGUUGUUUUUUAUGAAUAAAAGAAAAGGUAUUUAAAUUUAAAAAGUGCAUCUU
Erpetoichthys calabaricus (reedfish) is the source of this 1357-nucleotide messenger RNA. It is a transcript of the gene borcs7, whose product is annotated as BLOC-1 related complex subunit 7. Gene Ontology annotation, cellular component: BORC complex. Lineage: Eukaryota; Metazoa; Chordata; Cladistia; Polypteriformes; Polypteridae. The record is from RefSeq and is a predicted model, not a curated record. The coding region runs from base 44 to 355 and encodes 103 amino acids. The transcript has 5 exons.